This is a messenger RNA of Musca domestica (house fly), 1976 nucleotides long. Its product is annotated as bleomycin hydrolase. The record is from RefSeq and is a predicted model, not a curated record. The transcript has 8 exons. The coding region runs from base 122 to 1618 and encodes 498 amino acids. Lineage: Eukaryota; Metazoa; Arthropoda; Insecta; Diptera; Muscidae. Gene Ontology annotation, cellular component: cytoplasm. Gene Ontology annotation, biological process: L-homocysteine catabolic process; proteolysis; response to toxic substance. Gene Ontology annotation, molecular function: cysteine-type aminopeptidase activity.
AAAAUUUUAGUAUGGCUCGGUUCUGUUGCUAUCAAAACGCCAAAACGCAUCAAACAAGCGAACGUUUGCAAAAUCAUUAAACAUUUAAAGCUUUUUUCGUUAUAAAUUAUUGAAAUAAAAAAUGUUAACAAAUAACUGUAGGCGUUCCCUACUUAUGACCCGUAGUCUCUUGACAAAUGUUUUUGUCAAAGAAUCACUGACCUCCUCCUCCUCUUCAUUUGCAAUGAACUCAAAAGGCUCAAAUUUUCUUUUAGCCUCUACCUCGGCCAUAACACAGGAUAAAUUGGACAAAUGGCGUCAAAAUUUCUACGAUGAACCCAAAAACUUGUUGGCGCAAAAUGUCUGUUCACGUUUCGAUCCGUUCGAGGUGUGUCUGUCGCGUAAAUGUUUGGAAACCACCAAUCAUGUGUUCACCCACAAAGUGGAAUUGGAAGGCAAGCCUGUCACCAAUCAAAGAAGUUCCGGCAGAUGCUGGCUAUUUGCCGCCCUCAAUUGCCUGCGUUUGCCCAUGAUGAAAGAAUACAAUCUGGAUGAAUUUGAAUUCUCUCAGGCUUAUCUCUUCUACUGGGAUAAAAUUGAACGUUGCAAUUAUUUCCUAAAUAAUAUUGUAAAAACUUCAAAACGUGGCGAAAAGGUUGAUGGACGUCUGGUGUCAUUUUUAUUGAAUGAUCCAACCUCUGAUGGCGGUCAAUGGGAUAUGUUAGUUAAUUUGAUAACCAAACAUGGAGUUAUGCCAAAGAAAUGUUUCCCCGAAAGUUACAGUUGCGAAUCCAGUAUGCGUAUGAACGGUGUUCUGAAGAGCAAACUACGUGAAUAUUCCAAAGUGCUGCGUGACCUGAUGGACACUAACCCCUCCGAUGAGGAAGUUAAUGCCAAAAUCGAUGAAAUGAUGGGUGAAAUCUAUAAGGUCGUUGGCAUUUGUUUGGGUAUACCAUCCAAAGAAUUUACCUGGGAGUAUUAUGAUAAAACCAAAAAUUAUCAUUCGGUGGGACCAAUUACACCACUGGAAUUCUAUGAAACCAAGGUUAAACCAUUAUUCAAUGUUGAGGAUAAGGUAUGUCUAGUUACCGAUCCUCGUCCAUCUAGCAAAUACAAUCAGGCCUAUACCGUGGAUUGUUUGGGCAAUGUUGUUGAUGGCCGCCCUGUUUUGUACAAUAAUCAACCCGUUGAAGUCUUACUGCAAAUGGUUGCAGCUAGCUUAAAGGCCGGUGAGCCAGUAUGGUUUGGUUGCGAGGUGAGCAAACGUUUUGCCGGCAAGCAAGGCAUUGAAGAUUUGAAUGUCCAUGAUUUCAAAUUGGUAUUCGAUAUUGAUAUUCAGAAAACUCUGACCAAAGCUGAUCGCCUGAUCUAUGGUGAAUCUGCCAUGACUCAUGCCAUGGUAUUUACCGCUGUCUCUUUAGAUGAUAAUGGUGAAGUGAAGAAAUUACGCGUUGAAAACUCUUGGGGCGAGGAUCGAGGUGAAAAGGGCUAUCUGGUAAUGUCAGCCGAAUGGUUUAAAGAAUUCGGUUUCGAAGUGGUCGUCGAUAAGAAAUAUGUGCCUGCCGAUAUACUGAGUGUGUUCGAUCAGGAUCCUAUAGUUUUACCCGCCUGGGAUCCAAUGGGUACAUUGGCCCAAUAAAAUGUUACCUUUUUAUAUAUAAAUAUAAAUUCAAUAAUAUAUUUAAAUAUUUCAAUUAAUGUCUAAAGAUGGAACAUACCUUUAUCCACAAAAUCAACAUCAACAACACCAACAAAACAAUCCCAAACAUGCUUUUUACUAUAAAUCAAGGUUUUCUCACUAUAUACUUAUAUAAAAACAAAUGUUGGCCUUUUUGCAAGGCAAUCAAUCACCAACCACCCCCUCAUAUCCAAUUUGUCUAUGCAUCACUAUAAGCAAAAAACAAAUAUAUAUAUAAAUAUGUAUAUGCAGUUCACCCAUCUCUACUAUAUAUAAUCUUAUACAUUUUUAUAAAAAUACAUAAAUAGCUACUUAAUGU